UAUCAAACAUCAAUUAAAUAACUUCCUCUUUUCUCUUCUCCUUCUCGUGACACUCAUAAACUUCAACGCCUCUGCUAAAUACGCGUCCACCUUCUUCUUCUAUUCACCAACUCCUUCUUCUAUAUUAUUUUGCUAUGCAUUUUCUUUUCUUUCUUUUAAAUUCAUAUUUCAUAUUUCUCUUCUGCUGGAACGACACUUUUUCGCUCUUCUUAUUUGCAAAGGUGGUGAUAUUGGUAAUCUCUUCAUGUUCUGAAAGACUUUGUUGAUAUUGAAUCAUAUCUAUAUAUGCUAUGAGUUGCUUUCUCUACUUCAAAGACAAAUCUAGGAAGUGGAAGCGUAGAUCAGCACCUGAAUUGAAAAAACAAGAGAAAUCCAAACUCAAUGCUUUUGAAAGAGUCACGAAGUCUUCAGGAUCUUCGUCCUCACCUCGUGGUAUACCGGAAUUGUAUGAGGAGAAAGCUCAUAAUUUGAGGGUUUUCUCCUACGACGAGCUCCGGCACGCCACCAAUGAUUUCAGUAGAGUUUUUAAGAUAGGAGAAGGUGGAUUUGGGAGUGUAUAUAAAGGUUCAAUCAAACCUGUCAUUGCUAAUGCUGAUCCUGUUUCAGUUGCCAUCAAAAGGCUUAACCAGAAUGGUUUGCAGGGACAUAAGCAAUGGUUAGCUGAAGUGCAGUUUCUUGGCGUUGUGGAUCACCAAAAUCUUGUCAAACUAAUAGGGUACUGUUCUGUGGAUGGAGAAAGAGGAAUUCAAAGACUGCUUGUAUAUGAAUAUAUGUCGAAUAAAAGCUUAGAAUCUCAUCUUUUCAAUAAAGCCUAUGAUCCUCUUCCUUGGAAAACAAGACUUGAGAUAGCCCUUGGAGCAGCUCAAGGGUUAGCAUAUCUGCAUGAAGAAUCAGAAGUUCAGGUGAUAUAUCGGGAUUUUAAAUGCUCAAAUAUACUACUGGAUGAAAAUUUUAGGCCAAGACUUUCAGAUUUUGGACUCGCUAGGGAGGGACCGGAAGCUGGACAUACUCAUGUUUCAACUGCUGUGAUGGGUACAAAUGGUUAUGCUGCUCCAGAUUAUAUUCAGACAGGCCAUCUCACUACCAAGAGCGACGUGUGGAGUUUCGGCGUGGUGCUUUACGAGUUACUUACAGGAAGGCGUUCAUUGGAGCGAAGCCGGCCCAAAACUGAGCAGAAACUUUUGGAAUGGGUGAAACAAUACCCUGCCGAGACCAAAAGGUUUGUCCUAAUAAUGGAUCCAAGACUUGAAGGCCAGUAUUCAAUUCACGGAGCGCGAAAACUUGCAAAGCUUGCAGAUCAUUGUCUGAGUAGAAGCGCAAAAGAACGACCGUUGAUGAGUCAAGUGGUAGGGAUACUGAAGCAGAUAAUCCAAACUUCUGAUGAUGAAAAAUCUGCAGAGGAGAGUACUGUAGUAUCAGAUGAUGAUCUAACCAAGACUGAAGAGAAGUCGACACAAUCGGCUCCCUCGGAAUUAUGGAGAAAGAGGAUGGACCAUCUUGCAAAACUUGGUGAGCAUGUGGAGAGUGCUAGUAGAAAAAGAUUUAUGAUCCUACAGAGAGGAAAAGUUCCUUAAAUAGCCUCACUCUCUCAAAUCUAUUCAGGGUAAAAUGGUCCACGAAAUUGGAGACAAGAGCAUGGUAAUUGAAUCUCUCAUACAUAGAAUUGUAAGCAGAAAUACAAUGUAAACAAGCUUAUUGUCAUUGAUGAGCACUUAUUUUCAAUCCAUGCAUGGAAGGCACAAACAGAGAAGUAAUUCACACAUCAGGUUAUGUAAUUUCAUAUCUUUUGAAAAAUAAUAUCUAAUCGAGAAAAUUUUGAGUGGAUUGCUUCAAUUAUUUGCAUUGAGAAUCCUUUCUCCUCCAAUUACAAUUGUAUUCUAUUAA
Arachis stenosperma is the source of this 1884-nucleotide messenger RNA. RefSeq names its product probable serine/threonine-protein kinase PBL19. Gene Ontology annotation, biological process: protein phosphorylation. The record is from RefSeq and is a predicted model, not a curated record. The coding region runs from base 291 to 1574 and encodes 427 amino acids. Gene Ontology annotation, molecular function: protein kinase activity; ATP binding. NCBI's taxonomy places the organism in Eukaryota, Viridiplantae, Streptophyta, Magnoliopsida, Fabales, Fabaceae. The transcript is spliced from 5 exons.